GGCCCAGGCCCUUUGGGACCUACAUCCCCUUCCAGAUCGAAGGCGGAAAAAAAAAAAAAGGAAGAGAGAAGAGUGAGAGACAUAUACAUACGGAGAUCUCUGGAGCAGACCUCAAGGUGACCUUCAUUUCUAUCUGGUUCUCGUCUGGGGGGGCCCUGGUUGGGCAGCCCCCCCACAUUUCUCCUGUCCUGAAACACGGCUCUAGCCAACCUGCUUCGCUGCUUCACCUGCGAUCGUCUGUGUGGGGGCUGCACGGCGCCAGCCCCCCCAGCCCGCCAGGGCAUUGCCCUUCAGCCCGUCAUGCCCAGCUGCGAGCCUGGCCCGGGCCCUGCCUGCCUCCCCACCAAGACCUUCCGCAGCUACCUGCCUCGGUGUCAUCGUACAUACAGCUGUGUUCACUGCCGGGCACACCUGGCCAAGCAUGAUGAGCUCAUCUCCAAGUCCUUCCAGGGGAGCCAUGGCCGGGCCUACCUGUUUAACUCUGUGGUCAACGUGGGUUGUGGGCCAGCUGAACAGCGCCUCCUGCUCACUGGCCUCCACUCUGUGGCUGACAUCUUCUGUGAGAGCUGCAAAACCACCCUGGGCUGGAAAUAUGAGCAAGCCUUUGAAACAAGCCAGAAGUACAAGGAGGGAAAGUACAUCAUUGAAAUGUCGCACAUGGUGAAGGACAACGGCUGGGACUGAGGGGCUCAGGCAGGAUGCCCCAUCCGCAUGCCCCACACCCUGCCCCCAUACCAUGCCCCUGGCCUCGACAUGCUGUCCAUCCUCGCACCAGUACUGUCCCACCCCGCCCCCCUGGGGAAAACCCGGCUCUGUCUAGCCCCACCCUCCCACAUCCCUAUGGAGGCCCCCUUUGGAAGAGGGGUCUGGGCUGGUCUGGGGUAGCCUGGGGGGGAUGCUCAAGGGACAGGAAUAAUGGAUGGCAAUGGGGGGGUAAAAAAAGUUGGGGUAAUGGUUCUGGUUCCAGAGUCACAGAAUUCAGAUACUUCUGCCCUUGGGGUGUUUUGACAUUGGGAACUGGCAGGGUGGAACCUCUCCUUCCAGUAGGUAGGGGUUCAGAUCUGGCAUAGCCUCCAUAUGCUUGGGCAAAGAACUCUGCUACUGAGACACGCAGAGCCCAGUCUAGGACGAUGGCAGGUCCUAGGCCAUGGGCAAGUAGUAGGAGUUGGCCUCAGUGAUUGGAGCGAGACCGUCCUCCAGCUCUGGGAGUUAAAGGCUUCAGAAUGUGAUUGAAGCAGAAAGGCAGAGAAGACCUCAAUCCCAAGUCCUUGGAAGACACAGAAGGAUCACUGGGAUUUCCAUUUCACUUGUCACUUGUUAGGUUACCUUGGCACUAAUGAGGCACUUUUGCAUAUAUAAUCUUUGCCAUUGGGUUGGGUGGGGGAGGCUGCCCCCGUGACUUUCCUCCCCAGCUGGCUUUGUCACCAGGGGGCCACACGGGCUCCGGCUAGCGCUUCCUGGGACUCAGGCAACUGGGAAUGAGGUGGAAAAUCAGUGUCACAGGCCGGAUUUUCCUGUGGCUGCCACCAGCGCACGAAACUUUUGUAUUAAAAAGUGUUUGAGUUUAUUUUUAAU
Molecule: messenger RNA, 1575 nt
Organism: Vombatus ursinus (common wombat)
Lineage: Eukaryota; Metazoa; Chordata; Mammalia; Diprotodontia; Vombatidae
Gene: YPEL4
Product: yippee like 4
Exons: 5
Coding region: 301-684 (127 amino acids)
Source: RefSeq, a predicted model, not a curated record